AUGUAGGAUAAAUAAAUAGAGGAAAAGAAUCCUAAUAUAAAUCAAUUAAAAGAUCUAAUUAAUGUUUUAUAAAUGACUAAAGAAUUUGGAAAAAUAAUAGUUAUGGAUAUGACAUUUUAUAAAUGCAUUAGGAAAAUGGAAAUAAAUACUUCGGAGGUAAAGAAUCUCAUAAGAGAAACUCGACAUCUAAUAUUUGAGGCAGAAUGGCUAAAAAUAGCAAAUAAGGCAGAAUAGUUAUUUAAUAAAACUUAAAAUUACAGAAUGUUUAUUGUAUAGUUUCAAGCUUAUAUUUUUUGUGAUCAAGAUCCAAAAUUGAUUAUAGAAUGCUUAGAAAAAGCAUUGAAACUGAAACCACAAUCAAAGAGGCUAAAUCUUUAAUUAGGAAAUUAGUAUUAUGAUCUUAAAAAUUAUGAGAAGGCUCUAGAAUUUUAUCAAGUUGCAAAUUAGAAAAGGCCUUCUUAUAAAUUACUUUAUAAGAUUGGUAAUUAAUUAUUUAUAAAAAUAGGUCUAAUUUAUUAAUGCUUGGAAUAGCAUGAACUAGCAAUAUAAUACUUUACUAAGGCUGGCGAUCAGAAUGUUAAUAUUUACAUUUCUAAGAGUAAAUAAUAUAUUUUAACAAUAGUGGAUUCCUUUGAAGCAUUAAAGUAAUACGAUCAAGCUUUAGAAUGUUGCUUAAUUGUAAUAAGUAUGGAACCUUAAGAAGCUCAAUACUAUUUAAAAUAAAGUAAUGAUAGUUAAUAUAUUAUAAAUAGUAUAUUUGUUAGAGAGAUUAGGUAGGUAAGAUUAAAUCUAAUAAGUAAAAGAAAAAUUAUAAAACACUGAAAAUUUUUAUACUGAGAAAUUUUUUUAUGAAAGUAAAAAUUUUCUUUAUAUUUUUAAAAAGAAAGAAACUUAGAGACCUAAAAAGUUCUACUCUAAAAAAAGCAAUCAUAAAUAGGAUUAAAAUUGACUAAAUCUUAAAUUAUAACAUCUUAAUAAUCAAAGUCUAUCAAAUUAUUUAUAGAUUCUUUUUUCUAUACUUUUACGAUGUACUUAGUAGAGAAAUUAUAAUUAAUAGAUUUAAAUUAAGCUCUUGAGGAUAUUAAGAAAUAUAUUAAUGAUUAAUAGAUUGAAUAAUUAAAAGAUUUUAAUGAAAUAAUGGCUGGUUGUCUCAAGUCUGUGAUACCUAACUUUGAAGAAAAAUAAAUACAAUUAAAUCUUAAAUUAUGGUACUAAAAAAAAAUUGAGAAGAAUCUAAAUAAUAAAAAUGAGAUUUAAUAUCUCUAAGAGCUUUUUGGUAGACUUUCUAAAUAAAAUGAAAUUUAGAUCAUAAUCACUGAUAGAAUAAAUGAAGAUUACAAAUCUAUUAUAAAUAGAUAAAAUAAAAAUAAAAAUUUUUAACUUUAAUUGUUAGCUUUUUCAUAAAUUGCUAAUAAAUAAGAUUCAAUGAUCUUAAAAUGUAUCCAAAUCAUAAAAUUAUAUAGCUAAUGAAGGAUAAUUAGGUUUUGAAUAUUCAGUAUUACUCUUAGCCUAUCUUGUCUCCUUUACAAAAUUGGCAGAUGACCAUGAAGAUUUUGAAACUUUAAUUUUUAGGUUUUUUGUUUAAAAGGAUUUAGAGCAAUUUUAAAUAUCAUAAAGCAACAUCAAAAUAAGUCAAGAAAAUCAAAAAAAUAAAUAAGGUUAUAAUGAGCUAACUGAUUCCGAAAUACGGGAUCCUAGAAUUAAAAAAUAACUACAACAAUUUUAAUUAAUUGCAGAAAAUGAUUAGGUUAAUAAAAAUAAAUCACUAUGA
Paramecium sonneborni is the source of this 1771-nucleotide messenger RNA. Lineage: Eukaryota; Ciliophora; Oligohymenophorea; Peniculida; Parameciidae. The record is from the annotation of a GenBank genome assembly.